Molecule: messenger RNA, 1059 nt
Organism: Aspergillus novofumigatus IBT 16806
Lineage: Eukaryota; Fungi; Ascomycota; Eurotiomycetes; Eurotiales; Aspergillaceae
Product: aldehyde reductase II
Exons: 1
Coding region: 1-1059 (352 amino acids)
Molecular function (GO): oxidoreductase activity, acting on the CH-OH group of donors, NAD or NADP as acceptor
Source: RefSeq, a predicted model, not a curated record
AUGGGUUCCCUUGCGCCUACCACUGUCCCUCCUGGUGGCCUCGUCUUGGUCACCGGUGUGAAUGGCUUCUUGGCCUCGCAUCUUGCCCUCAACCUGCUUGAGCGCGGCUACAAGGUGCGAGGCACGGUGCGAUCUCAGGAGAAGGCGGAUUGGAUUACCGAAGCCAUCGCGAAGCGCUAUCCAGACGCCUCCUUCGAGACGGCGGUGGUGCCGAACAUCUCCGCUCCGGGGGCCUUCAACGAUGCCAUCCGCGGCGUCGAUGGCAUCGCCCACGUGGCCAGCGACCUGUCCUUCGGUAGCGAUCCCAACAAGGUCAUCACUCCUAUGCUGGAGGCCCUCCGGAACAUCCUGAACAGCGCCGCCAACGAACCGAGCGUCAAGCGCUUCGUGUUGACCAGCAGCGCCAUUGCUGCGCUGACCCCGCAGCCGGAGAAAGAGAUCCACGUUGACACCAACACCUGGAACGACAGCAGCAUUGAGCGGGCAUGGCGACCGGCACCGUAUGAACCCGAGAGGUGCUGGGACGUCUAUGCCGCCCUGAAGACCUCCACUGAGCGGGAGUUCUGGAGGUUCGCCCAGGAAAACAAUCCCGCGUUCGUCGUCAACGCCGUCCUACCGGAUUUCAUUGUGGGGCCCAUCAUCCAUGCCCAGCAGAAUGGCAGCACUGGCCGCUGGGUGAAGGAGUUCUUCGAUGACCCCGUCAAUUACUACAAGCCCCUGCAGACCUUCAUUCCCCGGCACUUUGUCGAUGUCACCGACGUGGCCCUGCUGCAUAUUGCGGGAUUGACGCACGAGGAUGUGCAGAAUGAGCGGCUGCUGGCCUUUGCCGGCCCGUUCAACUUCAACAGCUGGUUGAAUGUGUUCCGCAAGAUCGAUCCUGCGAAGCCAUGGCCUGAGGAUGAUCCCAAUCAGGUCCAUGAUCGCAGUACGGUGGAUACUCGGAGGUCGAAGGAGCUCUUGAAGCGGUACUCCAGACUUGACUUUACGUCCUUCUUUGACAGUGUGCGCGAUAAUUGUCUCAACAGCGACCCGAAGUGGAAGCGGUCGAACUUUCCCUGA